UCAAGGUCAAUCAUGUAACGUAAACUGUAAACAUUGCAAUUAAGCAUUUUUUAAGUAAAAUAAUAAAUAUCCAAUAUCGUACAAAUUUUAUAUCCUCUUACAUGAUACAAGUCUUUUGAAAGACAUUUUGGGUCUAGGAAUAUAAUGGAACAUAAUGACCUAGAUGUCGAUAUGGCCCAAUUAGAAAUUAAUGAAAAAAAACGUAACUUCACAGGCGUUUUUAAAUAUAAAUUAACUGAAGACAACUCGCCAAUUUCUAGUCCCGAAUCAAAUGAGACCAUAACUCAACCAAGACGAUCGGGUCGAAAGAAAAUUCGUUCCCAAGAAACGGAGAAAAGGAGAGUUUUGACAAAGCCUAAAAAACUCCUUAGCAAUAAUAGCAAUACUAAUGAAAUUAAUAACUAUUAUUUGGACAAGAGAGUUAAGAGACUGCCUCCUUCUUUGGAAACUAUUUUUGAAGAACCGAAAGGUAACAGUUUCAUGAGUACGAGGAAGUUUAAGAGGUGUAUCCAAUUUAGCAGCCAAGUAGCCCCAUGUAGGAAUAAGUUAAAAGUGAAAAAGAGAUCCAUGAAAGCCCAAAAGGUUUCCAUUAUUAAAAGACUGAAUAAGAAUGUAGCGCUGGAACUGCUAAAAGAAAAAUUAUCUGCUAUCGAAGAGGAUGAGGAAAUUAAUUCUUAGUCCAUAUGAAUAUAUAAAAGUGUAUAUCAUUGUAUAGUAUUAUGUGGUAUAAUGUGUAUUAUUGUGAUAAAUAUUAGUUUCUCUGCCUAAUUUUGUGGUAAAAUCGCCCAAGUUUUAUUUUUCGUACCGUUUUAGAAAAGAAGUUUCUUUAAAGAAUGCACAUAUUUUUUCUUAAAUGUGGCACUUUACAUACUCUGAAAUUUUGUUUAUUUAUUUUUGCUGUGAAAAAAAUUGGU
Messenger RNA from Anoplophora glabripennis (Asian longhorned beetle), 914 nucleotides. RefSeq lists its product as uncharacterized. The record is from RefSeq and is a predicted model, not a curated record. Lineage: Eukaryota; Metazoa; Arthropoda; Insecta; Coleoptera; Cerambycidae. The transcript is spliced from 2 exons. The coding region runs from base 145 to 678 and encodes 177 amino acids.